CAUACGACAAGAUGUCUACAUCAAGAAUCAUCCAACUCGCCCAACUAAUCAGCUCUCAAACCUCUAUCAUUGACAGCCAUCUUCAAAUUAACAACCUCCCUCAACCAUCAUUCGACCAGAAUGGUCCCACAGAACCAAUCCAGAACGAGACGCCGGAAAUCCAAAGAGCAAAGACAGAUGUAAUUGAAGCAGCCAUUGAAUUGAGGCAGUUACUCGAGGGGCCAUUGAAACUUCUUCUUCCUGAGUCAAAUUUCUCCCCUCUUGUAGCUGUACAUCGCUUCAAGAUCGCAUCUUAUGUGCCUCUAGACUCUAUAAUCUCAUUUAAAGUCCUAGCGACCAAAUGCGGUGUUCAAGAACAUGACCUCAAACGCAUAAUCAGGUACACAGCGAUCCAUCAUCGGGUCUUUGUUGAACCCACAAAGGGCGUUGUAGCGCACACCGCUGCCUCGAGACUUAUGGUUGAGAAUCCUGUUGCCGGACAUCUUACGGGGUUGACGUUUGAUGAGUGUUGGCCGGCGCAUAAUCAUGCAGUAGAAGCAAUAUCCCAGCAGAGUAACCGGGCCAAUAUAUCGGGAUAUGCACUGGCUAACAACACACCACUAAACACAUUCCAAUACCUCUCCCAGCACAAAGAGCGCGCAACACGAUUCGCGUUCGCCAUGGCGACGACGUCAAAGGCUAGUCUCGAUGCUCUGAGUACCCAUUUCCCAUGGCAUACACUUCCAUCAAACAGCAAAAUCGUCGACGUGGGCGGAUCAAAGGGUCAUGUCUCUCUCCAUCUUGCGCGCACAUAUCCGCAUUUGAGGUUCAUAGUGCAGGAUUUACCGGAGGUAAUUGACGGUGCUGUUGAUCAGUUACCUGAAGAUGAUGAGGCAGUAGUAACCUGCAAGGAGAAAAUUGAGUUUAUGGCUCAUGAUAUGUUUGACGAACAACCCGUCAAGAAUGCAGAGGUUUACCUGCUUCGAUACGUGCUGCAUGAUUGGGGCGAUGAGUACUGUCUUGAGAUUAUCAGAAAUUUGAUUCCGGCGCUUAAGACAGGGGCGAAGAUUGUGGUUCAGGAUCAUGUUUUGCCGGAACCGGGGACGAUGGGGUUGUUGCAGGAGAUGCAGAUGAGGUCGAUGGAUGCUAUAAUGAUGUCUCUAUUUAACUCGAGGGAGCGAGAGGCAGAUGAAUGGGAGGAUUUGUUCAAGCGGGCUGAUGAGAGCUUUGGAAGAAUUAUUGUUAAUAGGAUUGGGGAGAAUGGGUCUAGUGGAGUUAUUUCUGCAGAAUGGUUGGGAUAG
Talaromyces stipitatus ATCC 10500 is the source of this 1280-nucleotide messenger RNA. Its product is annotated as O-methyltransferase, putative. The record is from RefSeq and is a predicted model, not a curated record. The transcript has 4 exons. Lineage: Eukaryota; Fungi; Ascomycota; Eurotiomycetes; Eurotiales; Trichocomaceae. Gene Ontology annotation, molecular function: O-methyltransferase activity. The coding region runs from base 12 to 1280 and encodes 422 amino acids.